This is a messenger RNA of Anopheles gambiae (African malaria mosquito), 7106 nucleotides long. RefSeq names its product stromal interaction molecule homolog (gene Stim). Gene Ontology annotation, cellular component: plasma membrane; endoplasmic reticulum. The transcript has 8 exons. Gene Ontology annotation, molecular function: calcium channel regulator activity; calcium ion binding; protein binding. Gene Ontology annotation, biological process: activation of store-operated calcium channel activity; store-operated calcium entry; intracellular calcium ion homeostasis. Bases 2853 to 4661 code for a protein of 602 amino acids. Lineage: Eukaryota; Metazoa; Arthropoda; Insecta; Diptera; Culicidae. The record is from RefSeq and is a predicted model, not a curated record.
UGCAGCCUGGCGUUGGAGAGAAAAUGGUUAAAACAUAUUUGUUACAAAGAAUCGCAACAUGCCAACUGAAAUAUGUCCAUUAAAAGACAUAGUAACUAUCAUUUCCAAUUGGUGAAAAAAAAGUAUUCUAGCAUUACAAUAUUAAAACUACACAUGCUUUGCCACCCCUGCCCGCCAAGGGGAACGUGACAGCUGAUCGUUCCGAACUGUCAGAAUCUGUCGGAAAAGCCUAGUCGCAAUUGUUUGCGUGCAUGUGUGUGUGUGUGUGUGUAUUUGCUCGUUCUGUCUCACACUCUGGGCUUCUCUAUCUCUCUUUCUCUAUUGCGAUGGUUAGCUCUUUUCUUUUUCCUUCCACGCCACACAGCCAGCACGGGGCACAAGACAACUUGCAUAACCUUGAAUCCAUAUAUUCCUCCCCACCUUGGCAUAAAAUUUCCCGUUUGCACCGUGCAUAAGCACAGCCACACGUACACAUACACACACACACGCAAGCAAAAGCCCCCCCCCCUCUCCCCCCACGCGCGUGUGUCGGUCGGAAAUUUCGGAAAUUUCGGUGCCCCCAGGCGGAUGCGGUUUUGUUUUGUUUUCGCCACCGUCCUCCGACACGCAGGGCAGACCAAUUUGUGUUUUUCGGUUCCGGGUUCGGAGCCGCGCGCCAUCUCCGCCUCACUUUAGUUACGGCGCACCCGCGGUGCAGAAGAGCGAGAACGAAACGGUCCUCUGCAAGGGCAGUAGGGACGACAUACUUCAGGUGAGUGGAGUGUGUUUUUUUUAUUCUUACCACGGGGUGUGAGGGAAGGAAAGAGGACGGGACGGGUGCGCGACGUGGGAAAAUUGUCGUUCAUUUUUCACCCAGUUGUCCAUCGGCGUUUGCGAUGUGUCAGUGUUUGUGUAUGUGUGUGUAGUUGUGUAUUUUUAUCGUGGGUCUACAAUUCGCCGUCAAGCAGUGGUGCUAAACCGUCGCCGACCAUUGGGAAACAUCCUGUCUAGCUCCUUCCGUCCGGUUUUUGCUCUCGCUCGCUUUGUCUUGCAUUAUCAUUGCAACAGGGGAAAAAAUCUAGCAGGUGCGGGAGCGUGUGUGUUUGUACUUAACAGCCCGCGGAGGUAAUGUGUGGCAGUGUGUAUGUGUGUGCACCUUAGUGCGAGUUGCUUGCAAAGAACGGCACAGCGCCUCUACACAACAAACAUAUCAACGCUGGCUGACCGGAAGGGAAGCGACGAUACAUGCAGCCGCAAACAGAGUGAGCAGUACAGCGAAACAGUACAGGUGUGUGCGUGUAUGGAUUUGUGCUGUGCGACGAUCAAAGCAAGCGGCGAACGAGCGAAAACGAACAUUAGAACGUGUGUUGUGUUGUACGAUCCAGUUGCACGGUGCUUCCCCUUACUACGGUACGUGUCCGUAUGUGUCGGUUGUGUGUGCUAUUGUGUCCGAUGACAACACGCGUCAGCCUUUGCUAUUUAUCAUCCGACACCGAGUGAGCGCGCGCGCGUGAGAGAGAGAAAGAGAGCACGAGCAGUAGGCGCUUUGUUUUCCAUUCCAUUCGCUGCGGUGGCGGUGUGAAGGUGGUUUGGUUUUGAUGUUGCUUUUGCCUUGUUUUUGCAGUCCAUUUUAGAACGCGCGCGUUCCGCGUUUCCCAAGCCCCAACUUCGUCAGCCAUUCAUCUAUUCCGUGAUUGUGUGUGUGUGUGUGUGUGUGUGUCGCGUUUGACAGUUUUGACAGUUCACUCGAGCAAUAGAGGCAGCAGAAGCAGCAGCAACAACAACACGACCACCAUCGCCAAAUAGAGGCUGCAGCAAGCCAAAAAAAACAUUGCAAACGAAAGAAAGAGAAAGAGAGUCUCUAUAUAUAUAUGUGUGUGUGUGUGUAUGUGCGAAAUAGAAAAGCAGAGCGGAAGACGGGUAAAGUCGUGAGUAAUCAAUUCGCGCAACAUUUUUCGGCUGCCCAGUAUCAUCGGUGCGUUUGCGUGUGUGUCUAUCGAGUUUUCUUUCGUUCGCGUUUUUUUUUCGCCACCCUCCCGGUCAUCGUAUCAACCCCCCCGGCAGGCGGUUGCCCUGGUUCUGGGAGGGUUUUUUUUUGUUUCAAUUGUUGUGCUGGUUCCGUGCUGAAUGUGUCUGAUCUGAUAUUGCAAAAAAGGUGCAAUCACAACACGGCACAACAUUGCUUCCCACACAUACACACACGCGCGCACGCAGUGUGCCGUGAUCCCUCUAUCGGAAGAGUUUUGCGUAGUGAAGUUGCUGUAGUACGCCCACCACCACCAUCGACAUCUUCGCGCCCCGAACAGUUGGAAGACGAUCGUGCGCAGGAAAAGUAAAGAAAAAAGAGGGACACGUCGUCGAACAUCUCAGACAGUACCGAAUUUGUCAUACAAUAAGCGUGUGGAAACAAUAUACACGUACACACACACACACACACACCAACGCGGAUCGUUGUAGGAAGUGGCAGCAGCAGCCCGUUUUUAGGUAGCAGCGCUCUGGAAGGUUGCGCGAGCUUGUUUCGGGGGACCCUUGCAGCUGGCUGUAAAGUGCACUGACACAGACACACACAUACAAACGUGCGCAUACACUCGAUCUACAACUUAUCGCCCCCCACCCAUCCCCUUCGUCGGAAACCCGUGUCACCGAGUCAGAAGCGAUCGGCGACCUUCACUGUGCGCACCGUUUACUCGAUGCGUAUUGCUGCGAGAGCCCCCGCGAGAGCCUCCUGCUGUGCACUUGCACUUGCGCCCGUUCGCAUCAGCUGCCCGCCACCACCACCACCACCACCAGCCAGUUGUGAUCGGUUAGCUCUGAUGGAGAGGAAUCUCUAAUGCUACAUCAUAAUCUGCGCUACACACCGACAUCAGCUCGAGAUGCGAUACUUCACGCGGAACCUUAAUGCCUUCGCCUGCUGCUGUUCGCUGCUGCUCCUACCGCUCGGCGGCCUCGCCGAUGUGGAGCGGGGCGCCCCGGAAGCCCCGGCGAAGGCACCCAUUCACCAACACCAACAACACCAUCCUCACCAGCAGCCCCAAUCAGUCAAACUCCAUCAACCGGCGGUGCCGUCCUCCGCCGCCUACCAUCAACCAGCACCCGGCACCGGUGCCGCCCAGCAUCCGGAUGGGCCAGCGCCGCAACAGCCGGUCCAUUACCAUCAGCAGGCGGCACCGGCAGCGGCGGCAACGUCCGCGUCGCAAGAUCGGUCUCUAUCCCGGCAGCCGCCCUCCUCGCUGGCGGCCACCUCGGCGCCACCCCGGCCACUCGAAACGCGCAACUCCUACACCGUGCUGAGCCAAGCGAUGUCCCAGGCAGUUCAUCACGAAUUCGGCACGUACGGGAGCGGGGCGAUGGCCGGCGAUGCCGGCAGUGCCUGCACGAUCGACGACAUCGACUGUCUGGCGCACCACGACCAGCUCGGGAUGGAAGCGAUCCGUUCGUUGCAUCAGCAGCUCGAUGACGAUGAUAACGGUGACAUCGAUCUUUCCGAAUCUGACGACUUUCUGAGGGAAGAACUGAAGUACGACUCGGGCUACGAGAAGCGCCACAAGGCGUUCCACUUCAACGACGACAUGCACAUCUCGGUGAAGGAGCUGUGGGAAGCGUGGCUCCGAUCGGAGGUGCACAACUGGACGGUGGAUCAGACGACCGAGUGGCUGGCGCAGAGCGUCCAGCUGCCCCAGUACGUGCCCCUGUUCCGGCUGCACAAGGUGACCGGGAAGGUGCUGCCCCGGCUGGCCGUGAACAACAUGCACUACGUCAGCAACGUGCUCGGGAUAAAGGAUCCGAUCCACAAGCAGAAGAUAGCGCUCAAAGCGAUGGAUGCCGUCCUGUUCGGGCCACCGCGUGAAACUGGAACCCGGUGGAAAGAUCUGCUGCUCGUCACGCUCCUUCUGACGGCCAUCAUCGGCAGCUGGUAUGCGUAUCAUCAGAACAAGAGCGCCAAAAUACACAUCCGCCGCAUGGCGAAGGAUGUGGAGGGUUUGCUGAAGGCGGAAGUCGCCCUGAAAGAGAUGCAGAAGGAGCUGGAACAGGCCCGGAUCGAGCAGGAGAACGUGGGCAAGGAAAAGAUGGAUCUCGAGCGGCGCCUCCGCGAGGCGCCGACCCUGUCCUCCUCCAGCUCCGACCUGGAGCUGCAGCAGCUGAAGCAGGAGAUCGAGGUGCUGCGGUCCGAGCUGAACCGGGCGGAGGUGGAGAUCCACGACCACUGCUGGACGCCGCCGCAGGGGCUGCAGAGCUGGCUGCAGCUGACGUACGAGCUGGAGAACAAGCACCACAUCCGCAAGCGCAUCAUGGCGGAGAAGCAGCUCGAGCAGGCGCGGGAAGCGUGCGAGAAGCUGCGCAAGAAGCGCUCCAGCCUGGUCGGUGCGUUCGUGUCGACGCACGGCAAAAGCAUCGACGACGUCGACCGGAGCAUCGUCGAGGCGCGCAACGCGCUCAACGACGUGACGAACGAUCUGCAGGAGCGGAUGCACCGGUGGAAGCAGAUCGAAACGAUGCUCGGGUUCGGCAUCGUCAACAACAGCGGCAUCGCGCACCUGGAGAAUCUGCUCUACAAUCGCAACGGCGUCGCCGGCAAAACGUACCGAUCGCGACUGUCGAGUAGCCAGGACGAUCUGGACGAUGAUUCCGUGCAAGGUAAGCCGAUCAGCUUUGACAAUUUUUCAAUGUUCUCGUCGGAGUAACAAAACCAACCGACCCCGGGCCACUACACACCCUCUUCUACCCAACUCCAUCCACCUCCCCCUACAUCUCCCAACCACCUCACUCAAACCCUCACCAAUGUCAACGACCAGCGACUCCGCCGAUGGGUUGACGGGCACCCGACGGGUGACUAUGGUAGCGGCUGGACGCGUGUAUGGCGGCACCCAUCCCCCCCUCCAGCUCCCGCAAAGUGACUACUCUGUGUGUGUAUUCCUAUGUCCGUUUUGUUUCAACGCAGGAGUGUUAGCAUUACCUCAUUUUACAAUGGCCGUUCGAUUGCAGCAGCAGCAGCAACAGCAGCUAGCGAAUUGUUUUCGUAUGUUAAUGUUUCUUGUUUUUUUUUUUUAAUUGUAAUCCAUUUUUGCUAGAGUUCAUUUUUGUUGCGUUUAAUUGUAGCCUGUCCAAGUGGAAAAAGCCUUCCCGUCUUUUUGUUUUUGCUUCACUUUUGGGAUGUUCGCAAAAGAAAAAAAAAAAAACAAACAGCUGCGUGAUAUGGUACGCCAAUUUUGGCUAGUUUGAUCGCAUUACAUACGAUGCAGUGCAGCUUAGUUUUCUGUUUUGUUUAUUGCUAUGCCAUAAUGUCGCUGUUUUACGUUCCCCAGCAGAGGUGGUAAAACAAUUACCUACAGUAAGGAUAUAUAAUUAGUUUGUGAGUAUUUAUGUACUAUCCGCGAUUAAGUUGCAGCCGCGCGUACCAACUACACGUAUAUCAUUUAAGUUAUAUGUUAAAUUGGAAUUCAACUUCGAGUUUCUAAUGCUUACAUGUUGUGUGUAAUUUGUUUUUGUAAUAAGCGCUAAUACAGAUUGUGCCGUGUCGAACGCACACUCAGAAUUGUAGGUUCGCGCAGGAGUGCAAAAAAAAAGGCGACACCUGUAAUACACAGACCUCUGUGGCUCUGUGAUUUUUUGUUUGUUUUCUGUACAAUGACGGUUAGGCGGCGGGGAAAGUGGCGCCGGGCAGCUGAAGAUGAAAUACCGAUGCGAAAUGAGCAAACGAGCAGUGAGAGCAGGGAGUGUAAAGAACAUCAUCAAGAGUCAUUAAUUUAUACUCCUCUCCUCCCCAGUCCCAUCCUUUCCCCUUUGCUUCUUCCCUUUUGUUUUCUCGUCACUGAAGUGAAUUAUUCGAGUUUGUUUUCACGUGUCCGUGCCUGCUGCUGUUACUUAAUUAUCCGUUUUUAUUUCAUCAAUCAAGCGAAUGUUUUGUGCGCUGUAUGUUUCUUUUUAAAUUUGCCCUUUCUGUCUAAAUUACAUUUUCUUCCAAUUUUUAUGUUUUUUUUUUUAAUGUUCUUAACUUGUAUGCGAAUUGUACGAAACCAGCUUACGAAAGUGGUGGAGAAAUGGCGUAAUACUAUCGUGCUAGCGACACAGUAUUACGUUUUCUUUUCUCAUUUUAAUUCCUUUCUGUAUGAAUGUCAUCUUGUUGAUUUUCUUUGGCUUCGCUUGAUUUCGAUGUUAUGUGUUUGCUUAGCUGACGCUGUACGUACUUUUUAUUGUACUGUGAAACUUAUUUUAACGACAUCUCGAUCGUUAACCGUCCUAUGCUCAGGCUACUUAGAUAUUGUAUAGUUUUCUCCCUCCCCCUUGCUAUAUAACUAGUGGAGUGCUUUUCAUAAUUGAUUUUUUUAAAUAAUAAUAAGUGCUCCGUAGCAUCGUAAAGAUGCUCGAAUGAUUCUUUCCUACUGUAUUGUUUGUACUUUUCUUUGAAGCUAUCGUUUAAGAAGAGCAAAACCUAUAUCGUAUUUGCAAUAAUUUAUUUGUUUACCCUGAUUCCAUCAAGUGCAUUUUUUUUGCUUAAACCGUUGCCCAACAAUCAACAACGUGAGCUGGUGUUUCGAAACGCUAAGCAAAGUGCCUUCUUCUGGUCAUGAUUGUUCGCAGCUCUUUUUACUCCAGCGCUUCCCAUCCUAUCCUUAUGCUUAUAUUUCUUCAAUUUUCCUUUGAAUUCCUUUCAUCUUUCAUAAUAAUCUAUAGAAAAAAAAGUAAAGCAAAAGAGCAAAAGCUAGAUCUAUGAUUUAAAUAGUUAUAUUACUAUGCCCGUUCGUAAGUAUCAGAGAUAGAGAGAGCCAACACUAAAGAACAGAAAAUGCAUCGUUGGACCACGCAGUGCUGGGUCCAGUGAUGACAAAAUAGUCGAAUAGUUUGAACAAGCAAAAACCGGACUAAAACCACUACAUCUAAAACAGGAGCUGAUCGUUUAACAUCUCUAGUUACAUGUUUAUGACAACUCGCUUAACGAUACGCGUGUGUUUUUUUGUUUUUUGUUUUUUUUUUUUUCUAUGUUCUGUUUCUGUACCAUUUCUGUUCUAUUUUUCCUGUCCGCCUAGUAACCAACUGCUCUCGACUUUGCGGUUAGAAAAAUCAAAGGCUCAAAGGCAGUAAAGUAAGCAAAGUUAUAUAAAAAUAAUAAAACAAACAGGCAAACCGAA